ACGAAGCCUUCCAAGUGGAUUCUGCAUUGGAAGACUAACUAUACUUGAGGUGUCAUUCUGAAUUUCUGAUCUUAUCUGUAUUUUGCUGCUACCCCCAUUUGUUCGAACAUUAUUUCCCUGUCCUUUAAAAGCAAAUGGGGAAUCUGUUCUGUUGUGUGCAAGUUGACCAAUCCACGGUGGCUAUCAAAGAAAGAUUUGGACGAUUUGAAGAAGUUCUUCAGCCAGGAUGCCAUUGCAUGCCAUGGAUACUUGGAAGUCAACUUGCUGGUCAUCUCACUCUUCGUGUACAGCAACUGGAUGUUCGAUGUGAGACCAAGUCAAAGGAUAAUGUCUUUGUCAACGUUGUUGCGUCAGUUCAAUAUCGUGCCCUGUCAGAGAAGGCCAAUGAUGCAUUUUACAAACUUAGCGAUACAAAGAGCCAAAUCCAAGCCUAUGUUUUUGAUGUAAUUAGAGCAACUGUUCCAAGACUCAACUUGGAUGAUGCUUUUGAGCAGAAAAAUGAUAUUGCCAAAGCCGUGGAAGAUGAACUUGAGAAGGCUAUGUCAGCUUAUGGAUAUGAAAUUGUUCAAACACUGAUUGUUGAUAUUGAGCCAGAUGAGAAUGUGAAGCGGGCAAUGAAUGAAAUAAACGCUGCUGCAAGGUUGAGGAUGGCAGCUAAUGAGAAGGCAGAGGCAGAGAAAAUAUUGCAAAUUAAGCGAGCUGAGGGUGAGGCAGAGUCUAAGUAUCUCUCAGGGUUGGGUAUUGCUCGCCAACGUCAAGCAAUUGUUGAUGGCUUGAGAGAUAGUGUGUUGGGAUUCUCAGGUAAUGUACCUGGGACAACCGCAAAAGAUGUCAUGGACAUGGUCCUUGUCACUCAGUAUUUUGACACUAUGAAAGACAUUGGUGCUGCUUCCAAAUCUUCUACUGUUUUCAUUCCCCAUGGACCUGGUUCUGUUCGUGAUGUAGCUAACCAAAUUCGUGAGGGACUUCUUCCGGGUUCUCAUAACUAGUUUCUACUCAACCUUGCUCUUGUAUCUGGUUUGUGUAUGAGUAUGAUGAUGCUGUAUGUAUGCGUGUGGUUGUCUUUCUGUGGAGUGUGUUCAGUGGUCUUGUUAUCUGUAGAUAAAAGUAUUCUAUAUUGUGAAUGAUGCAGAACUAAAUUAUCAACUAUCACUGCAUCUAAAAGUUUUCUAGAGUGUGGUUUGAGAGUGCUUCAUGGUGAUUGUUAAAAUCAAGUAUUGUGCUAUAUAUUUUACCUUUCAUUUUCUCUAUUC
Messenger RNA from Gastrolobium bilobum, 1253 nucleotides. Its product is annotated as hypersensitive-induced reaction 1 protein-like. The record is from RefSeq and is a predicted model, not a curated record. The transcript has 6 exons. NCBI's taxonomy places the organism in Eukaryota, Viridiplantae, Streptophyta, Magnoliopsida, Fabales, Fabaceae. Bases 135 to 989 code for a protein of 284 amino acids.